AGAGCGUGAGCCCGCACUAGCAGAACACAAGCCGUGAGUGUACACAGUAUAGCGAGCUAACCUAGCGACUGCCAUGGCGUGUGAGGGCUUAGUGGACUGGAAGGGGAAACCCAUCAACACAAAGGUUCAUGGUGGAGUCCGAGCUGCAUGGUAUCUUUAUUUUCUCAUUGUAGUGAAUUUUUUGGUGCACGUGCCGAACCUUCAAAAUAUGACAACGUAUCUCCGUGAAGUAAUGCAUAUGGGAGUGUCUGAUGCUUCAACCACGUUAACCAACUUUAUUGGUGCCAUGUGCGGAUUUGCUCUAUUGGGAGGUUUCCUCUCGGACUCCUAUAUCACUUGUGCCAGAACUAUGCUACUCUCUGUGCCACUAGUGAUUUUGGGCUACGGAUUGCUCACUCUGCAAUCCCACUUCCCUUGGCUCCAUCCGGCACCCUGCAACCCCUCCGAAGCAGCAGCAGACGCAACAAGCGGAAGCAGCAGCUGCAGGCAGGUCGACGGCUGGAGGUCCGCGAUGCUGUACACAUCCCUGUACACCAUCGCUCUCGGCGAAGGCGUCAUGCGCGCCUGCAUACCUGCCCUGGGCUCCGAUCAGUUCGACGGCGACAACCCCUCGGAGGCUCGGCAGCAGUCGAGCUUCUUCAACUGGUUCACCUUCUGCCUGUCCAUCGGGUCCGUCGCCGGCCUGAUCCUCGUCGUGUGGCUCGAGGACACCAGAGGAUGGGACAUUGGGUUUGGCUUGAGCGCCCUCUUGAUCCUCGUUGCGUUGCUAGUUUCUGCCGCUGGCCUCCCUUUGUACCGCAACCGUGUGCCUCAAGGCAGCGCCCUAACCAGAGUCCUGCAGGUUUUUGUUGUGGCGUUCAAAAACAGGAAGCUUCAGAUUCCUGAGAAGAAGAUGGAGGAAACACAGCAAAAUAGCUAUGGAGCGGAUUCUCAACAAGUGCCAUGUCAUACUCCUACUACUAAUAACAGCCUAAAAUUUCUGGACAAAGCCUGUGUGGAGACCAACACCGGAGGAGGAGAAGGAGAAGGAGAUGGACCUUGGUCGGUCUGCAGCGCGGCAAAAGUAGAGGAGACCAAGAUCGUUCUACGCAUGCUGCCCCUCGUCUUCAGCGCAACGGUGGCCCACGUAUCGAGCUCUCUGCUAAUCGCGUUCACCGUCCAGCAGGGCGCGACGACGAACACGAAGCUGGGGAAGGUGCACGUGUACCCCGCGAUGCUCUUCAUCAUCCCCUCCAUCUUCCAGACGCUGAUGCUGGUGGCCUACGACCGGCUCCUCGUGCCGCUGCUGCGGCGGCGCACGGGCUACACGGGAGGCAUCACGCAGCUGCAGCGCGUCGCCGUGGGCUUCCUGGCCGCGUCCGUCGCCCCGGCCGUCGCGGCGGUCGUCGAGAGGAAGAGGAAGGACACGGUGGCGGCGGCCGGCGGCCACAUCUCCCUCUUCUGGCUGGCGCCGCAGUUCUUCCUGAUCGGCGUGGAGGACACCACCGCCUUCGCGGGGCUGCUCGAGUUCUUCACCGCCGAGGCGCCCGACGGCAUGAAGUCCAUCGGCGUGGCGUUCUUCUGGUGCCAGGCCGGGAUGGCCUCGCUGCUGGGCACGCUGCUGGUGAGGCUGGUGAACAGGGUCACCCACAGCAGCAGCGCCCCUGGGUGGCUGGAGGGGAAGGACCUCAACAGCAGCCACCUUGAUCUGUUCUACUGGGUUGUCACGGCCGUGUCAUUUCUUGGCUGGCUCAAUUACCUCUACUGGGCCAAUAGGUACAAGUACCGACAUGAUCCACGGAUUUCCACCAAGUCCCCUGAUGAGGAAGACUCUAUGCCUUGAAGCAUCGGUGGGGUGCUCCCGCACUGAUCGCAUGCAACUGUCAACUGUAAAUAGUACUCCCUCAAAAACGAUCUGUCUGUCUGUAUCAUGAGUUGCAAGACUACUACUAUAUUAGAGGACCAUAAAUAUGUUGUAUGUGCCGUGUUUGUUCGGUGAUGUUUGCUGUGAGCAUAAUCACUACCUUAGAUCAAGGCA
This is a messenger RNA of Sorghum bicolor (sorghum), 2017 nucleotides long. RefSeq names its product protein NRT1/ PTR FAMILY 4.5. Lineage: Eukaryota; Viridiplantae; Streptophyta; Magnoliopsida; Poales; Poaceae. Bases 74 to 1822 code for a protein of 582 amino acids. The transcript has 5 exons. Gene Ontology annotation, molecular function: transmembrane transporter activity. Gene Ontology annotation, biological process: transmembrane transport. Gene Ontology annotation, cellular component: membrane. The record is from RefSeq and is a predicted model, not a curated record.